Messenger RNA from Ilex paraguariensis (yerba mate), 1110 nucleotides. The record is from the annotation of a GenBank genome assembly. NCBI's taxonomy places the organism in Eukaryota, Viridiplantae, Streptophyta, Magnoliopsida, Aquifoliales, Aquifoliaceae.
CACCGCCACCACCCCCACCACCGUCCCUUCCCCUUACCCUUCCACUACCUCUUCUGCCGACGCUUCCGUUAAAGGUUGUCUGUGUUUUGUUGCGUUGAAUUUGAAUUUUGGAAUUGGAAUUUGAAAAGACCUAAUCCAAACACUAAUUCUCAUGCACUUUGGGCUUCGAAAAAAACCGAUUCGAGCAAUUUCAGACGGCGGAACACGGCAUCAGUGAAACAAACACUCAUGAACUUGCGCUUAUUCCGAUCAACUUAUUUUACCUCACGUUUACCCAAUUUUCCUCUCCAAUUUUCUUGUCUGGUGAAGAUGAGCAGUGGCGUGAACUGGAGUCCCUCCUGUAGAUAUGCAAUUGGCCGUGAACCUGUAACAGUAGGAUCUGAUGGACUUGAAGAAUCCCAUGUCAAAAUGAAUACUUCACCGCAGAUGACAGUGGAGAAUCUGUUGAACCAAGCAAAUUCCUUGGAUGCUUCAGAUCCUGCCAAUGAGCAGGAAUGGCCUUCUCUUUCUGCUAGUGGUAGUUCUGGUGCAAAGGGUAGAAGAAGAACUAGGAUUGACUUGGGAACCCAGCUUUGGCAAAGACCCAAGGACAGAGCAAGAGACAGUCGAUCAUUACAACACGGAACCUCAUUUAUAGCAAAUUCUACAAGCCAUCAGGACGGACCUUCUUUGCCUACAAGAUUUGGGAAGAAGCAUAUGCUUCCUUCCAUUCGAAAAUCCACACUUAAUCAAACGCAUCCUGCACAUGCAUCUGGGAAUGAAAAUUCAGCUUGUGUCAAGGGUCUACCUGUGGUUCUACCAUUUGAUAUCUGCCUCACUAAAAGCAGAAAUUCUGCCAAGUGCAAUGCUUCUCUGNCUUGUGUCAAGGGUCUACCUGUGGUUCUUCCAUUUGAUAUCUGCCUCACUAAAAGCAGAAAUUCUGCCAAGUGCAAUGCUUCUCUGUAUGCAGAGAGUAGGGACUACCACAAUGAGUUGGAGCACUCUAAAGAAGAGACUGGACAAGUGCUGAGGCCAGGGAUGAUUCUCCUAAAAAAUUAUCUNUGUAUGCAGAGAGUAGGGACUACCACAAUGAGUUGGAGCACUCUAAAGAAGAGACUGGACAAGUGCUGA